Molecule: messenger RNA, 1889 nt
Organism: Fundulus heteroclitus (mummichog)
Lineage: Eukaryota; Metazoa; Chordata; Actinopteri; Cyprinodontiformes; Fundulidae
Product: calcitonin-1
Exons: 4
Coding region: 600-1121 (173 amino acids)
Cellular component (GO): extracellular region
Molecular function (GO): hormone activity; calcitonin receptor binding
Source: RefSeq, a predicted model, not a curated record
UUGUGUCCAGCAUUGGGUUGGGACUGCAUUUUGACUCUUGUUUGUGGGAGCGGAUCGGAAAUGGGGGGGACAGCUGUAGGACUGGCUCAAUGUGAGGGGAAUGUGGCUGGUUACGAGAACCUGAACGUGUUGAGAAGGUCCUGUCUUUUGCUUUGGCACCAAAAACCCAUUGAAGAAAGAACGGAGAGAGGAAAGGUAGACCUGGCCAGUAAAGAGGGCUCCUGAAAAAGCAAAAAUUGUUGAGGCGGAGCACAUCACGAGAAAGGAGAAAAUGGGCAGAAGCAACCAGCUCAGAGAGUGUGUGUGUGUGUGUGUGUGUGUGUAUCAUACAAAAUGUGUGUGCGUUUGUUAAAGAGUGCUGGAAGCUCAUUACACUAAUGCACUGGUCCCUAAGGGAGUUGGCAAGCUUGGAGUACCCCCCCCCCCCACCUCUCUUUUCAACCCCUCCUCUUCCAGCAAGUGCUACCUUUAUUGCAGAGUCUGGGACCCUUUGCCUACCUUCUUUCUCUCAAAACACACUCACACACAUUUAUGCACCCCCAGCUACCUGCAGGCAUGUCACGCUCCCGUCCCUGCUGCGUAUGACAUGAGAGAACUACAUGUCCUGUGCUCGCUGCUGGAUAUUUCGGAACAGCGCGCAUCAGUUCGAUGAGCAAGAGUUAGAGGGGGUUUGUCACAUCUGCGAGGACGGGGAGACAGGAGACGGGACCAUGGUUAUGUUGAAGAUCUCCGCUUUCCUCCUUGCCUACGCCCUGGUCAUCUGCCAGAUGUACUGCUCACAAGCCGCCCCUGCCAGACCAGGUUUAGAGUCCAUGUCAGACCGAGUCACGCUCACGGACUACGAGGCGCGAAGGUUACUGAACGCCAUUGUCAAGGAGUUUGUGCAGAUGACGGCAGAGGAGCUGGAACAGCAGGCGACCGAGGGAAACAGCAUGGACAGGCCCCUAACCAAGCGCUGUUCCAACCUCAGCACUUGCGUGCUGGGCAAACUGUCUCAGGAGCUGCACAAGUUGCAGACAUUCCCCCGCACGAACGUUGGAGCGGGAACACCCGGCAAGAAGCGCGGUGCUCCUGAGAGGGACAGCUAUGCAAGCUACGGCGAGUCGUUUGACAGCAUCUAAAUCCCUCUCUUCCCUUUCCCCCUCUCUCUCUCUUUAUUUAUCCCCUCUUCUUACCCGUCCCCCUGCCAUCUUCCCCUCUUUAUCCCGGUUUCCUCCUCGUAUUUUCAACUGCAUGCUAAAUUUACCGGCUUGAUGGACAUGAGAAGAACCUGACUUUUUCUUUUUGUACCUCUUUCCCUACUUCUUUUUUUUUUUUUUGAUGGGGGGGCAGAGAAUAAUUUGUUCCUUUAAACUCAGACAAUCAGACCUAAUUUACACGAUUGUAAUUUAAGACAUCAGAUAUCUGUCUCUGUGUAGUGCUAUUGAUGGCAUCUGAAAGCUAGAUCACUUAAUGUAACCAUUUAAUAAAUAAUCCACUCAUGCGACACCAUGUUUGUUGUUCAAUAAACGUAUUUUUCUACCAGGAGACCUUAGCUCAUUUUCGUUUUUAAAAGACACCGACAAAACAAAAGGCAGGGGCGAAAUUAAAAGAAUCAUAACAUAAAUACACUAUAAGACGCCUUGAAAUCUGUCAAAGAAGUCCUCAGCAAGUCCAGAGGUAAGAAAAUAUAUUUGCUGUGCAUCAGUGUUAUUUUCCUUUAAUCUAAAACGUGUGGUGCUGUCAGUCUACGUUGGUGUUAAGUCAUGUAAAGGAAACAUAAUGUCUUGACAUUAACCACCGUUUGCUGUCCUGAAGCAGCGUUACAGCACAGAAGCGAGCCUGCAACACAGCCACGUGCGUGACCCACCGCCUGGCGGACUUCCUCAGCCGAUCGGGGGGAAUGGGCA